Esox lucius (northern pike) is the source of this 3581-nucleotide messenger RNA. It is a transcript of the gene prpf40a, whose product is annotated as PRP40 pre-mRNA processing factor 40 homolog A. NCBI's taxonomy places the organism in Eukaryota, Metazoa, Chordata, Actinopteri, Esociformes, Esocidae. Bases 97 to 2775 code for a protein of 892 amino acids. The record is from RefSeq and is a predicted model, not a curated record. Gene Ontology annotation, cellular component: U2-type prespliceosome; U1 snRNP. Gene Ontology annotation, molecular function: RNA binding; protein binding. The transcript has 27 exons. Gene Ontology annotation, biological process: mRNA cis splicing, via spliceosome.
AUUUGCCCUUUCAUGCCGAGGCAUACUAACCAACCAGAUUGCACGUUGUUGUAGCGUAGCGUGGCUUGUCUUGAUGCUCACCGUGAUCUCGUCAACAUGUCUUCAGAUGGCAAUAAUGGUCAGAGCCAAGCACCUUCUUUCGCUGGGGUCCAGCCCUCAGGGAUGCAGUUGCCUUAUAUGGGACCGCCGGGAAUGCCACCUCAUUACCCACCCAUGGGAAUGCCUCCCAUGGGACAGAGGCCUCCCAACAUGGCUCCCAUGCCACCUGGCAUGAUGCCGCCUGGCAUGAUGCCACCGAUGGGCGGGCCACCGAUGGGACAGAUGCCAGGCAUGAUGCCACCUAUGAUGCCCGGGAUGAUGAUGCCACCUCGAAUGCCAGCUGCGGCGAUGCAGCCGACAGGACCGCCUGGCGUUGACACCACUGUCCCUGCUGUACCUGGAACCGUUGGUACCACAAAUGGCUCGCCACAAGAUGACCAACCAAAGAAGAAGUCUGUGUGGACAGAACACAAGUCUCUGGAUGGGAAGACGUACUACUACAACACAGAGACUAAGCAGUCUUCUUGGGAGAAGCCAGAUGACCUGAAAUCUCCUGCAGAACAAAUGCUGUCUAAAUGCCCAUGGAAGGAGUAUAAAUCAGACAAUGGCAAGGCGUACUACUACAACUCUCAGACUAAAGAGUCCCGAUGGACCAAACCCAAAGAGCUUGAAGAUCUGGAAGCCAUGAUAAAAGCAGAGGAGAACGGUACCCCGGAGAUGGCCGCCCCCGCCGCUGUCAUGCCCCCCCCCAUUCAGCUCGACAGCACUGCUGCCAUGGCGACCAUGAUGAUGGAAAUGCCGGCCAUUGUGCCAGCUACAGCAGUGGCUGUGGAGCAGAUGUCCCAGGUGCCUAUGCAUGUGGCCGAGGUCAGAGCUGACACACCUGUCACCUCCGCAGAGGAAGCCGUCGUCAUGGAGGCCCCAGCCAGUAAGGAUGUCUCAAAGGAAGAGAGGCCAGAGCUGGUGAAGAAGACAUACAAGUGGAACACUAAAGAAGAGGCCAAACAAGCCUUUAAAGAGCUUCUGAAGGAGAAGGGUGUUUCAUCCAACGCGUCUUGGGAACAAGCCAUGAAAAUGAUCAUCAACGACCCACGAUACAGCGCCCUGCCCAAACUAAGCGAGAAGAAGCAGGCCUUCAACGCUUACAAAGUGCAGACGGAGAAGGAGGAGAAGGAGGAGGCUAGGAUAAAGUACAAGGAGUCCAAGGAAACCUACCAGAGAUUUCUGGAGAACCACGAGAAAAUGACGUCUACAACGAGAUACAAGAAAGCUGAGCAGAUGUUUUCAGACCUGGAUGUGUGGAGCACCGUUCCAGAACGAGACAGAAUAGAGAUCUAUGAAGACGUCCUUUUCUACCUAGCCAAGAAGGAGAAGGAGCAGGCCAAGCAGCUGAGGAAGAGGAACUGGGAGGCUCUGAAGAACAUCCUGGACAACAUGGCCAAUGUGACAUACCGAACCACCUGGUCCGAGGCUCAGCAGUACUUGCUGGACAACCCCACCUUCGCUGAGGACGAGGAGCUCCAGAACAUGGACAAAGAGGAUGCUCUGAUCUGUUUCGAGGAGCACAUCCGUGCGCUGGAGAAGGAGGAGGACGACGAAAAACAAAAGACCCUGCUGAGGGAGAGGAGGAGACAGCGCAAGAACCGAGAGGCCUUCCAGAAAUUCCUGGACGAGCUCCAUGACCACGGCCAGCUCCACUCCAUGUCCGCCUGGAUGGAGAUGUACCCCACAGUCAGCUCAGACAUCCGCUUUGCCAACAUGCUCGGCCAGCCUGUUUAUGGUGUUUAUUCUGCAGGCUCCACGCCGCUCGACCUGUUCAAGUUCUACGUGGAGGACCUGAAGGCUCGCUACCACGAUGAGAAGAGGAUCAUCAAAGAUAUUCUGAAGGAUAAAAACUUCUUGGUGGAAGUCAACACUAGCUUUGAAGACUUUGGCACAGUGAUCAGCUCGGACAAGAGAGCUACCACGCUGGACGCAGGCAACAUCAAGCUGGCCUUCAACAGCCUGCUGGAGAAAGCCGAGGCUCGGGAGAGGGAGCGGGAGAAGGAGGAGGCCCGGAAGAUGAAGAGGAAAGAGGCAGCCUUCAAGAGCAUGUUGAAGCAGGCCACUCCAGCCCUGGAACCAGAGGCCAGCUGGGAGAGUGUCCGUGAAAGGUUCCUCAAAGAAUCUGCCUUUGAAGACGUCACUUUGGAGUCCGAGAGGAAAAGAAUAUUCAAAGAUUUCAUGCAUGUGUUGGAGCACGAGUGCCAGCAUCAUCAUUCGAAGACCAAGAAACACUCCAAGAAGUCUAAGAAGCAUCACAGGAAGCGCUCCCGCUCUCGAUCGGGGUCGGAGUCAGAAGGCGAGGACGAUUACAACAGUAAGAAGAAGAAGCGCUCACAGUCCAAGUCCCCAUCGGAGCGCUCCUCCAGUGGCGAAUCAGAGAGAAGUUACAAGAAGUCCAAGAAGCACAAGAAGAAGGGCAAGAAGAGGCGUCACAAGUCGCAAUCUCCUGAAUCAGAGGGGGAGCGGAAAGACAAAGGAAGGGAGAGGGACAGCAAGCGUGAGAAGGACCAGGAGAAAGACAAAGAGAACGACAAGUCCCGGGCCAAGGGCCGCUCCGAAUCGAAGCAGAAGUCGCCUAAAAGGAAAUCGACCAAGGAAGAGGGAGGCUGGGACACAUCAGGCAGUGAGCUGAGUGAAGGAGAGCUGGAGAAGAGGAGGAGGACUCUCCUGGAGCAGCUGGAUGCUCCUUGAUCUUCAGUUUCUCCUCGUCUUCUCUGUUUCACUUCAUCCUACAUGCAUUCCCCCCUGACUUUCUUUUUUAGCCUCUUGUCAACUGACCUAGGGUUACAGCAUUUCAGGUAUCAUUUCCCAACUUCCCAGGCUAUGCUGAAAAGGUUCUUGGGAUUUUGGGGAAUUACCAGUUUGUCGCAGCCCAACUUGGACUGUGGACAGGAUUCCCCUCUUUCAUAUAAUGGUAUGAACUGGCCACAACGGCGCUCGAAUGCCUGGAUAAUAUUUGGUCUGUUUCCAUCCCUAAUGGGAAGUGGUUGCAGGUUGAGUGGUGACUACUUGGAUAUCAAGACAUGGUCACCUGUGUGGACAUUAAGAGACACACUCUGGGCCUUUUGUUGCCUUUGAUAAUAUGCUUUCUCACUGUCAUUUGUAGACAUUUGUAGUUGGAUGUUAUUGUUUUUCUUUGCUACUAGUUUGAUAUCAACAUGGAUUCAAAGUGCAUCUUAAUGCCAUUCUCUUUACUGUUCUCUGUACACUUUGUUCAUCUGAAAUGGCACCCUGCUUCCUUUUUAGUGCACUCAUUUUGAUCCAAACUAGUGCCCCCCAUACGGGUUAGACGGAUGUAGAACUCUUAGGAAAAGGUGUGCAUCUAGACUCAAGCCCCCUACUGAAGAAUCCAUGCUUUAUUUUUUUUUUUGUUAAACGUGUCUCUGAUAUGAGACCUUUUUAAAUUAAUCUUAAUGGUAUGUCCAUGAUUGUUUUGUUAGAGGAAUUGUGGAAGUUCUGAUAUGAUCCAAAAUGUAAUAAAAAAAGGUUUACAUGGA